Carlito syrichta (Philippine tarsier) is the source of this 2557-nucleotide messenger RNA. RefSeq names its product transducin like enhancer of split 3 (gene TLE3). The transcript has 19 exons. Gene Ontology annotation, biological process: negative regulation of canonical Wnt signaling pathway; regulation of DNA-templated transcription. Gene Ontology annotation, molecular function: protein binding; transcription corepressor activity. Gene Ontology annotation, cellular component: nucleus; transcription regulator complex. Bases 24 to 2432 code for a protein of 802 amino acids. The record is from RefSeq and is a predicted model, not a curated record. Lineage: Eukaryota; Metazoa; Chordata; Mammalia; Primates; Tarsiidae.
CCGGGCCGCUGGAGCCCGGUCUCAUGCGGCCGCCCCCUCCCGGGUCCUGUCUUCGCGGGCUCCAGGCUCCCCAUCAACCCGGGCAGCCGGGAUUUAAAUUCACGGUGGCUGAGUCUUGCGACAGGAUCAAAGACGAAUUCCAGUUCCUGCAAGCUCAAUACCACAGCCUCAAAGUGGAGUACGACAAGCUCGCCAACGAGAAGACGGAGAUGCAGCGCCAUUACGUGAUGUACUAUGAGAUGUCCUAUGGCUUGAACAUUGAAAUGCACAAGCAGACAGAGAUUGCGAAGAGACUGAAUACCAUUCUAGCGCAGAUCAUGCCGUUCCUGUCUCAAGAGCACCAGCAGCAGGUGGCGCAGGCGGUGGAACGCGCCAAGCAGGUCACCAUGACGGAGCUGAAUGCCAUCAUCGGGCAGCAGCUCCAGGCACAGCACCUCUCCCACGCCACGCACGGCCCCCCAGUGCAGCUGCCGCCCCACCCGUCAGGCCUCCAGCCUCCAGGGAUCCCCCCGGUGACGGGGAGCAGCUCGGGGCUGCUGGCGCUGGGCGCCCUGGGCAGCCAGGCCCACCUGACAGUGAAGGACGAGAAGAACCACCACGAACUCGACCACCGAGAGAGAGAAUCCAGUGCGAAUAACUCGGUGUCGCCCUCGGAGAGCCUGCGGGCCAGUGAGAAGCACCGGGGCUCGGCCGACUACAGCAUGGAGGCCAAGAAGCGGAAGGCAGAGGAGAAGGACAGCCUGAGCCGAUACGACAGUGACGGGGACAAGAGUGAUGACCUGGUGGUGGACGUUUCCAACGAGGACCCCACGACGCCCCGGGUCAGCCCAGCUCACUCCCCCCCUGAGAACGGGCUGGACAAGGCCCGGGGCCUGAAGAAGGACGCCCCUACCAGCCCCGCCUCGGUGGCCUCUUCCAGCAGCACACCGUCCUCCAAGACCAAAGACCUUGGUCAUGUGCGUGGGGUUUGCCAGCAGGGUGGAAGGGGCUGGGGAGGGAGACGGCGGGAGGGGUUGGGGGUGGAGCUGGGAUUGCUGAUCAGAGGGUGGGGAGGUAAUGACAAGUCCUCCACUCCGGGGCUCAAGUCCAACACCCCAACACCCAGGAACGAUGCCCCGACUCCAGGCACCAGCACGACCCCAGGGCUGCGGUCGAUGCCAGGCAAACCUCCGGGCAUGGACCCGAUAGCCUCUGCCCUGCGUACGCCCAUCUCCAUCACCAGCUCCUACGCCACACCCUUCGCCAUGAUGAGCCACCACGAGAUGAACGGCUCCCUCACCAGCCCUGGUGCCUACGCGGGCCUUCACAACAUCCCGCCCCAGAUGAGUGCCGCCGCGGCCGCCGCCGCCGCCGCCUACGGCCGGUCACCAAUGGUGGGCUUUGACCCUCACCCCCCGAUGCGGGCCACGGGACUGCCCUCCAGCCUGGCCUCCAUCCCUGGAGGAAAACCUGCCUACUCCUUCCACGUGAGCGCCGAUGGGCAGAUGCAGCCAGUGCCCUUCCCCCACGACGCCCUGGCGGGACCUGGCAUCCCUCGGCACGCCCGGCAGAUCAACACCCUCAGCCACGGGGAAGUGGUGUGUGCUGUGACCAUCAGCAACCCCACGCGGCACGUCUACACAGGGGGCAAGGGCUGCGUGAAGAUCUGGGACAUCAGCCAGCCGGGCAGCAAGAGCCCCAUCUCCCAGCUGGACUGCCUGAACAGGGACAACUACAUCCGCUCCUGCAAGCUGCUUCCCGAUGGGCGCACGCUGAUCGUGGGCGGUGAGGCCAGCACGCUCACCAUCUGGGACCUGGCGUCGCCCACGCCACGCAUCAAGGCCGAGCUCACAUCCUCCGCACCCGCCUGUUACGCCCUGGCCAUCAGCCCCGACGCCAAAGUCUGCUUCUCUUGCUGCAGUGAUGGGAACAUCGCUGUCUGGGACCUGCACAACCAGACCCUGGUCAGGCAGUUCCAGGGCCACACGGAUGGAGCCAGCUGCAUAGACAUCUCCCACGAUGGCACCAAGCUGUGGACUGGGGGCCUGGACAACACCGUGCGCUCCUGGGACCUGCGGGAGGGUCGGCAGCUGCAGCAGCAUGACUUCACAUCCCAGAUCUUUUCUCUGGGCUACUGCCCCACCGGGGAGUGGCUGGCCGUGGGCAUGGAGAGCAGCAACGUGGAGGUGCUGCACCAUACCAAGCCCGACAAGUACCAGCUGCACCUGCAUGAGAGCUGCGUGCUGUCCCUCAAGUUUGCCUACUGUGGCAAGUGGUUCGUGAGUACCGGGAAGGACAACCUCCUAAACGCGUGGAGGACGCCCUACGGGGCCAGCAUAUUCCAGUCGAAAGAAUCCUCGUCUGUCUUGAGUUGUGACAUUUCAGCAGAUGACAAGUAUAUCGUGACGGGCUCUGGUGACAAGAAGGCCACAGUUUAUGAGGUCAUCUACUAAUCACGGACUGCAGCAGGGCUGUCAGACUCUGGGAGGAUGCGGCUCGGCGCUGACAGGGGGACCCCGCCGGCCCCAUGUGGCAGGGGACGGGCCGCAGCAGCCAGGCAUCCCAGGGCUGUGCUCUG